ACCCCGCAGUGAUUUUCCCCCAAGACCCCACGCUGCUGAUCGGCUCCUCGCUGGUCGCCACGUGCACGGUCAGCCCGGACUUUCACCUGAAAGCCGAGGACCUGUACUGGACCCUGAACGGCCGGCGCCUCGGCCCCUCCACGCUCAGCGUGGCCCUCGCCCACCUCAACGGCUCCAAGCAGCAGUCGGGGGACAACCUGGUGUGUCACAGCAGAGACGGGGGCAUCUUGGCCGGCUCCUGCCUUUACGUUGGACUACCCCCAGAAAAACCAGUCAACAUUACCUGCUGGUCUAAAAACAUGAAGGACCUCACCUGCAAGUGGGCGCCGGGGACGGAAGGGGAAACUUUCCUGCCCACCAACUACACCCUCAAGUACAAGCUCAGGUGGUACGGCCGAGACAACACGUGCCAGGAGUACCACACGCACAUCCCCAAGGACCUGGCCCUCUUCACGCCCUACGAGAUCUGGGUGGAGGCGUCCAACCGGCUUGGGGUGGCCGUCUCAGACGUCAUCAUGCUGGACCUGCUCGACGUGG
This is a messenger RNA of Merops nubicus (carmine bee-eater), 537 nucleotides long. RefSeq names its product cytokine receptor-like factor 1 (gene CRLF1). The record is from RefSeq and is a predicted model, not a curated record. Lineage: Eukaryota; Metazoa; Chordata; Aves; Coraciiformes; Meropidae. Gene Ontology annotation, molecular function: protein binding.